Hibiscus syriacus is the source of this 1227-nucleotide messenger RNA. RefSeq names its product transcription factor MYBS3-like. Gene Ontology annotation, biological process: response to auxin; response to gibberellin; response to ethylene. NCBI's taxonomy places the organism in Eukaryota, Viridiplantae, Streptophyta, Magnoliopsida, Malvales, Malvaceae. The record is from RefSeq and is a predicted model, not a curated record. The coding region runs from base 175 to 1110 and encodes 311 amino acids. Gene Ontology annotation, molecular function: DNA binding. The transcript has 3 exons.
CUGUCUCCCUCUCUGCUAAAAAACUGCCAUUGCAAGUUUUUCCUUCUCCUUCAAAGCGAAACUGCCUCCCGCAUGCUGUUCGGAUCCGGGUUUUCGGAGAUCUGAUUUUUAUCUACCACCCUACUUCCCCGUUUUCUAUGAUCUAGAAACGGAGUUGCCCCCCGCCGUCAAAAGAUGACUCAUCGCUGCUCGCAUUGCAGCCAUAACGGCCACAACUCCCGCACAUGCCCGAACCGAGGGAUCAAGCUAUUCGGAGUCCGGUUGACCGACGGGUCGGUUCGGAAAAGCGCCAGUAUGGGUAACUUAAGCCAGUAUUUCGGGUCGAAUUCGGGCUCGCUCGGUGGGGGUCCGGAUCAUGCAGACGGUUAUGCUUCUGAGGAUUUUGUCCCCGGCUCGUCUUCGAGUCGUGAAAGGAAACGAGGUGUUCCUUGGACGGAAGACGAGCAUCGGAUGUUUCUACUUGGGCUGCAGAAGCUUGGAAAAGGCGAUUGGCGUGGAAUCUCGCGCAAUUAUGUUAUUUCGAGGACUCCUACUCAAGUAGCAAGCCAUGCUCAGAAAUAUUUUAUCAGGCAGUCCAAUGUUUCCAGGAGAAAAAGACGAUCCAGCCUCUUCGAUAUUGUAGGGGAUGAAUCGAGUGACAAUCCUCAGGAUUUGUUCUCGGAGAACCCUCCACAGCCUGAAACACAGAGCAACGACUGGUUGCCUAUUCCACCGGCAUUGGAUGAAGAAGGUGAAUCAAUGGACACCGACAACUCGAAUGACGAUGUAAAUAUUUCUCCAAAACCGGAUACCUCACAACCCUGUCACCCGGUACAAUACCCUGCUUACUUCCCACCAUUCUCUCCGUUUUCACUUCCAUAUCGGAUGUGUCAGAAUUCCAAAUCAACCAAGGACACACAUCAAGUGAUCAAGCCAACAGCUGUACAUUCAAAGAGUCCGAUCAAUGUCGAGGAGCUGGUCGGCUUGUCAAAACUGAGAUUGGGAGAAUCAAUAGGUGAUAGUGGCGCAUCCUCUCUUUCACUAAAACUCGACGGUUCAUCGAGGCUAUCUGCUUUCCAUGCGAAUCCUAGUCCUGGUAAGUCAAGUGGGAGUCCAAUUCAUGCAGUUUAAACACAAAUUUCAUCUUAAUUAAGGCUUCGGAUCUGUGAGCAGUACAUGUUAUUGUUAAUAUUAGACUAAUCAUAUGCAGUCUUGGUCAACUGAAUAAAUUUGUGUGUUUUUUUUCUU